Monascus purpureus is the source of this 2614-nucleotide messenger RNA. NCBI's taxonomy places the organism in Eukaryota, Fungi, Ascomycota, Eurotiomycetes, Eurotiales, Aspergillaceae. The record is from the annotation of a GenBank genome assembly.
UUUUCUUCUUGUGAAGGCAUCAUUUUGCAUGAUGCUUCUUUUUUCUGCGUGAACUCCUGAUUCCGGCCCGACUCAGAGCGAGGCGACGUAUAGCUUAUGUCUGCCCCAGGACUCCCAGCUUCCUCGACUCCCAGUGAACAGGGGGGCAACCCGCUGUCCGUUAUCAAUGAAGGGAAUAUAAACGAGCAACAAACAGAAUCUUUGGCAAUUUCUGAAUCGGCGACCGAGACACAUAAUGAACCAGCGGUAGAUGAGGGUAUCCAGAAGGAACAGUCUAGUGAGAUGACCGGGGAGGAUCACAGUGAAUCGCGGAACCCUGCAAAUGACCAGCCAGGUCCGACUGCGGGCGCGAUAGCCAAGGAAGUUGAGCAUACACAGCAAGAGUCGAUUACAGGGAAAAUGAAAGCGCUAUCAGUUUCGACGGAUAUAGACCCUUCUCCACGGGCCGACGCCCAGACACCUCCACCCCCUCCGGAGAAGGAUAACACAUAUCUCAAUGCGAAGCCAACUUCCCCGGUUCCUCCAUUAUCGCCCGCAACUUCUGAAUGGGCCGAAAAAGAGCUACCAAAUGUUCCUGCGGGCGGUGAACUUGAUGAGAAGACAGGCAAUAAUGGCGAGAAGGAUGGGGAUGAAGAGUCGCAGUCGGAGAUACAGAGUAUUAUGGGACAGUUCACAGAUCCGUCACGGAAUAAUGAUCAGGGGGAUAUCAUGUCACCACGGAUGGAGCUGGCGGGACAGUUCCUUGGUAGUUCCAACCAGUUUCCGCCUCGCAAGUCGAGUCUGGAGCAUUUGCAGAUCAAUCCACCAAUAUCUGGAGAUGCAGCGUCGUCUUCGACGGAGGCCCACUCAGGGACGACGAAAAAAGAUAGAAGCACCACUAAUGAGGUACCAGGACUGAGCCGACGUGCGUCAACCUCUACGAUCCCACCACCUCCAGCACCUGAGCCUGAUCAGCCAUUUGACUUUCAUCGAUUUCUGGAACAAUUGCGACAUCGUACCGCGGACCCCGUUGCCAAGUUCCUGCGCUCAUUUCUGAUGGAGUUUGGGAAACGGCAAUGGAUGGUCCAUGAGCAGGUCAAGAUCAUCAGCGACUUCUUGGCGUUCAUCACCAACAAGAUGGCCCAAUGCGAAGUAUGGAGGGGUGUCUCCGAUAGUGAGUUUGAUAAUGCGAAGGAAGGAAUGGAGAAGCUCGUUAUGAAUCGACUGUAUUCUCAGACAUUCUCUCCGAUGAUACCACCGCCGCCCGCUGUCCCACGGACCGCUAGUAGAAGCAAACGGCGAGAACUUGAGAGACGUCACGGUCCCUGGAGGCGGGGUCAACACCAAGAAGAUGUCGAGCGGGAUGAGAUUCUAGCUCAGAAGAUCCGUAUAUACAGUUGGGUGAGGGAAGAACAUCUUGACAUACCCCCUGUCAACCAACAUGGCCGACGGUUUUUAUCCCUGGCCCAGCAAGAACUCUUAAAAAUCAACGGUUAUCGCGCACCUCGAGAUAAAGUCAUUUGCAUUUUGAAUUGCUGCAAGGUCAUAUUCGGUCUACUAAAGAAUACUAAACAGGCCGAUACGUCGGCCGACUCGUUUAUUCCACUAUUAAUAUAUGUUGUGCUGCAGGCCAACCCCUCUCAUCUGAUUUCCAAUAUUCAAUAUAUUCUCCGUUUCCGUAACCAAGACAAGCUUGGUGGGGAGGCAGGCUAUUAUCUAUCUUCAUUGUCUGGCGCUACUCAGUUUAUCGAGACGCUCGACCGGACAAGCUUGACCGUUAGUGACGAAGAGUUCGAGAGAAACGUGGAGGCUGCCGUGUCCGCUAUCGCUGAACAGAACCGCAAAGCAGAGUCUCUGGAAAUGAAGAAAGCCAGCCGAGCAGCUACUACUGGUGGAUCGCAAGCUUCGCCAAGAACUUCCGUGGAAAGCCAGCGUAAUACGGGAGGACGAGAGAGAGCGCAGUCCAGCAGUGACGAAGAUACUGCACCGGUUGCAGGGCUUUUGCGAACGAUCCAGAAGCCCCUAUCGACAAUCGGGAAGAUGUUUUCGGAUGAACCAGAAGAACCACCUGGGCGGUCUCAACAGCCCGCCGUCGCACCCGGGGUGCAAACUGGAGCAAUUCCUCGACUUUCCCCGAGCCUCUAUCAGCCACCCCGUAGCAGUGGAGAGAGUCGUCGAACGGCGGAACAGUCGGCCAAUGCAGCACAGAGAGAGCUGGCUAGAGCACUGGAUGCACAAGAUGCUUCUGCUCGUCAGGCUAGCGUGGAGGAGGCAGAAGCGCAAAGAAUCCAUCUGGUUGAGCACAAUAACGUUGUGGAGACGCUGUCGCACAUGUUUCCAAAUUUAGAUCGAGAUGUCAUCGAUGAUGUCGUCAAGAUCAAAGGGGGGAGGGUGGGGUUGGCCGUCGAUGCAUGCCUCUCUCUCAGUGCAGAGUAGGCUUAUGCCGUAUUGAUAAAUAACAUCUGGUAGGCUUUAGGAGGCUCAUGCGUAGGAAUGAGCUUAAUGAGCAUCUGGUACUUGUGGCAUUCUGAUGUACAUUCGUAUUUUCCGUAUAAUAUAGUAUUCAGCUGCAAGUCUUAGGUAGACACGCGUGCCCGGAGUACAAUAGUAAUAUAAUGACUUUUGAUGGACUGCA